GAAGAAGAAACUGUCAGAUGAGAACAGCUCAGCUCUUCACCACUCUCUCUCUCUCUCUCUCUCUCUCUCUCUGAGAUUUCAUCUCUGCCUCGCUCGCCCCUCUCGUUCAGAGGCUCUUCGUUCGCCCCGUGUUGCUCUGUGAUUAUGAGGAGAGAGAGAGAGAGAGAGGGUGUUAAUGUGAUGGAGCUGCUGCAGUUUCCCUCCGUCUGCUGCUGCUGUUUACACCACGGCAUCAUGGGAGCUGGAGUUUCCACGGCAGCACAGGAUGACAGUUGAUUGGCCCGAAGACUGAGGGACAUCACAGUGUGGACAUGUGAAGUGGCGGAUGGACGAGGACCAACUAACUCUCUCUCUCUCUGUUCAUCCCUCCUUUUCUUUACCUUCUUCAUCCCCCUCUCUCUCCUGCUAACUUCUACCACUCAGUGGAAAAGUCAGAAUGGGCUGUCGCUUCACACGUGUCAAGGACAAAACCCGUGAAUCUCCUCAUCACCGACACCGGGAGGAGCUGCACUACGUGGACGAGUACGGCCAGCCAAUCGUGAUGCAGGUAGAGGGGGGGAGGGGGCGUGGCCACCGGAGGAGGCGGUCCCACUGUGCGAUCGAGUGCAGCGCUCCCACAGAGAGACACUGGGAGGCGCUGAGAGCCAUGGGAAUGAUGGAGGCGGAGGACACUCAGAGAGACGGACUCAGCGCUGGGGCCUAUUACGGUCACAUGACCAUGUCACCUGACCUUUACUCCACCAACAGUCGCAUGAUGAUGUCGUCGGACAUGUAUCCUCCAAACGGCUUCCUGUCCAGACCGUCGAGCGACCAGCACCCGGGUCACAGCUACCUGCCCAGCGUCUCCUACAGUUUAGAUCACCUGGACAGACUGGAUUACCAGGGACACGAGAUGUCGCCCUACCAGCCAAACUCAGAGAGCUGUCUGAUCGGCUGCUACGACCAGGAGCCAAAACAUUUCUCCAGACAGUCUGACUAUCGCACUCCUUGGCGCUCAGAUCAUCCUCUAGCGUACCUUCCUCUCAGUGAGCUCGACAGCGGCCGAGGCUGUGGUUCUGACAGCCCUCACCACCAGGUGGCGCUCUCCGAGGCCGAGACAGACGCCAUGUCUUCGCUGCCGGGUCACACCGCGUCCUCCCAAGGCUCCUCCUCUUCCUCCGAGUCCCUCGUCUCGUCAGAACCCAGCGACUCGGGUUUCCACAGUGUCAGCACCGGCGAGCACAGGCGGCUGCACAAAAUCCACGGCCACCGGCAGCCCCACCACCUCCGCUCAGGCCACUCCCCCCGAGAGCAGAGAGGACGCUGGGACUUAGAGUCCAUCCCUGAAACCAUUCCGAUGACUCAUCCGGCAGCGGCGCAGGCCUCCCGCUGCACUGUGGGUAACAGCACGACCACCACGGUUCACUUCCACAGAGCGGAGCGGAGUCCCACACUACCUCGCCAACGCUCACCACCGUCCCCGUCCACAGGUUGUCGUACUGAGCCCUGCCAGAGGAGGGCGCUGUGGCUGGAACAGCAGCGAGGAGGAGGUGUGACCAUAGAAGCUCCAGGACGGAGUCGAACCAUCCAAGAUUUGAGUGACGCACAGCACCGCCGCAGAGCCAGUCACCCCAACAUGACUGAUCCAAAUGGUCUGAGGAACAAAGUCCAGAACCAGCAGCCAGGACCAGCCCGUAUCAGUCUGGGUCCAAGAUGCGGGGCCAGUUAUCCCACUAACUGUCACCUCAGCAUGGACAGAACCAGUCUGACAAAUCACCAAAACUCACCCAGAAACAGUCACGGAACCACUCGCAGCAGAGAGGACGACUCGCUCUCCAAGAGUCCAGGAUCGGGUUCCAGUGGAGUGUCGGACUGGCGAGGCUUCCAGACUCUUGGGAAUCGCACCAGCAACCACAAAGGGCCUCUUGUGCCUCUAUACAGCACACUUGGUGCUCCACAGCGAAGCUCGCACUCUCCGCCGUCUCCGCGUUGCAGACCGUCCAAUCAGAAGUCCGUCAGGAAUCAGCUGCUCAGAGCGCGAGCGUCGCGUCUGGCCCGCGAACGCAGCGAGGUCACCACGGACGAGGAAGUGCGAGGAGGUGGAGCCAGAGAACGGGAGGAGGAGGGAGAGGACGGACGACUGGCGGGGAGAUACUGGAGUCGGACGGAGAGGAGACGUCACAUGGCGUUGUCACGGCAACAGAGGGAGAGGAGAGGCGGCGAGGACCAGGGGGUCCAGGGUUCGCCGUCGUCUCAGACUCUGCUGGAGCUGAGCCACAUGAAGCAGAACCGGCUGAGGAACAGCAAGCUACUCGACGACUGGACCACGGUGGAGGAGCUGCUGACCCACGGGACACGAGUGGAGAGCGACAAUCAGCUGUGUCCCAGCCCGUUGCUAUCAGUUACCACCGUCUGAUCAAAGGACGUCCCACUCCGCUGACUAUUGACGGACUGAAACCCCGGGUGUGUCAGGUUACCGACCGAACCAGUCACUGAUGGAACUGAAACAUUCAAACACUUGCUAAAUACUGCACUUAUUCAUCAUUUAAACCAACCACCAGGACACACUUUUUCAAGACAACAAACCACCACAUAAACUGACUCAUUCACAGUCACAGCUGUAAAACCUAACAUUUAGAAUCGGCAAAAGAAAAAAUCUGGAGGUCCUGAUCCAGUGUUUGGGAACCACUGUUUUGAAAAAAGCAACAUAUCAUCAAAGAAAUACGUGAGAAAUCUGGAUUUCACUUUCACCGGCAAAGACGUAUUUUUAACCUCGUUCACGCGACGGGAUUUUCAGCCAAUCACCGAACGCCAGUCAACGGGAUUUUACUUUUAAGUUCACAAGCUUUUUCCAGGUUUCUAGCACAUAGUCCUGUCUAGCUAGGGACAGUGAGGACAGAGAACAGUGAGGAUAGAGAGGACAGAGAGGACAGUGAGGACAGAGGACAGUGUGCAGGUCUGUAAUCAGACAUUAAAGAGCUGAUGGGUUUCUUCACACCUCUGGAAACAUGUCUUCAUUUUUGUUUUUGUGUCUCCGAGUGAAAUCUGUGGAGAAACUCCGGCACCUUCUCUGAACCCUGGAUCAGUUUCUCCAAACUUUCACUCGUUUGUCGUGGAUGGUUCAGCGUCUUCAGACUCAGACUUUACAGGAGUGUAAAUAAGUAUGAAGAAGUCAUAAACCAGUUUAUUUUAAGAAAUAAUUUGAGAUUUUGAAUAAACGGUUUCACUGUCAGGUGACUGAAUGAGUGAGUGAGUGAAUGAGUGACAGGAUUGUCAGUUCCUAAAGUCUGGACUCAUGAACAUGAAUCGAUAACGUUAUAAAACAUUAAAACGUCUUUGCCAUGCAAAGUCCAUAAUAUAAUCAAACGUGUUGCACAUUUAAAACCCAAAAUAAAACCAAAUGUGAAACUUUAGCUUUCAAAACAGGAUUCUCUGGAUUUUUACCUUUAAAAAUGCGUCAAACGUAAUAAUCGCCAUCAUACUUUCAUGCAUCUUUGCGUUAGCGUGGGCGGAGUUUAUAGCGACAACAGACAAAGCAAACGUGGCUGCGUUGUUUCAUUUCUUUACAACUUGAAAUUCAUUUUUAGUAACCCACACGGCCCCCACAUGUUUACCGGUGGUACUGCACAAAUGUAAAUUAAAGAUAGCUGGUAGCACCAAUGCCCCUGUGAGAUGGUGACGCCCCCACGUCUUCAGGGCAGGACGAUAAUCGGACACCGCUAUACGAUACAUCACAAAACUCGAAACACAUAAUCUACAAUGUGUUUUUAAUGAUUUCACCAGUUUUGAGUUGGAUUCGAUCAACUCUGUAAAAGUAACAUAAAGAAACUAUAAAUCAGUUUGUUUUUUUGUGGCGUAACAUCAGAAUUCGCUACAACUUUGCUGCCCCCUAGCAGCCACACAGGAUUUCAUUUAUUUUAAAACUUUUUUGUGUUUCCCAACCCGAUGUACAAGUUUAUGUACGUGAAACCUGCUGCCAGAUAGCAUAAUGUACGUUUUUCAGGUCUGGUUUUUGCCCCUCCCAUUUCCAAUUUACCACACCCAUUCACUGAACAACUUUCACGCGACUGUACAUUUACACCACGACUCAAGCGUCAUAACAUUUAGCAUUAAAAGCUCAUUUCUUUAUUUAUUUUUAUUUUUGCAAAAUGUAAAACUAUUUAUUU
Messenger RNA from Solea senegalensis (Senegalese sole), 4145 nucleotides. RefSeq lists its product as uncharacterized. Bases 437 to 2395 code for a protein of 652 amino acids. NCBI's taxonomy places the organism in Eukaryota, Metazoa, Chordata, Actinopteri, Pleuronectiformes, Soleidae. The record is from RefSeq and is a predicted model, not a curated record. The transcript is spliced from 6 exons.